Molecule: messenger RNA, 273 nt
Organism: Ustilaginoidea virens
Lineage: Eukaryota; Fungi; Ascomycota; Sordariomycetes; Hypocreales; Clavicipitaceae
Exons: 2
Coding region: 1-273 (90 amino acids)
Source: RefSeq, a predicted model, not a curated record
AUGGUGGCGGAAUUCGUGCUACUUCGCUUCAGCCUAUGUCUCAAUUACUGUGCGCUCAUCGACAAACACGUCGUCCAAGGGGCUGAGGUCAUAGUCGCCAAGGGGGGAGAACAACAUCGCGAGGAUGGAUUGAGCCGUGUGUGCCGAAUUGUCGCCUUGAGCACCACAGCACCACGUUCAGUUCUGGAUGUCACAAUCGGAGGGCUAGUGCUAUAUGGCUUGUUUCUCGUUCUCGCCCGUCGUGCAACCCCAUACUACCUGAUCUAUCUAUAA